AUGGCCAAGUCUUGCAAGGGAUUGGCCAUGGAGCUUGUGAAGUGUCUUAGUGAAUCUGAUUGUGUUAAGGUUCAGAAUAGAUCCUACAGGGAGUGUGCUGGAGAGAAGUGUCCAUCGAUAUCAAGUGAGUGUGUAGGACUCAGGGAAACCUAUUUCAAUUGCAAAAGAGGCCAGAUUGAUAUGAGAGCAAGGAUUCGUGGAAACAAAGGGUAUUAA
This is a messenger RNA of Lathyrus sativus (Indian pea), 216 nucleotides long. The record is from the annotation of a GenBank genome assembly. NCBI's taxonomy places the organism in Eukaryota, Viridiplantae, Streptophyta, Magnoliopsida, Fabales, Fabaceae.